GAAAUUCUCUUUUCUAUGCUAGAAAAUAUUAAUCCAGUAUUACAUGUACCGAUAAAGCCUAGGCUAAAUAGAUUACCAUUAAAUAUUGAUAACUUUGAAUGGGAUAGUCAACGUCAACUUAUUGAUAGAGCAGAAAUAUUUGAUCAUAUUCGUGAUAUUCGAGAUCCUGAACAUCCUCAUAGUCUUGAAGUAUUAGGCGUAGUGACUGAUGAUUGGAUUAAUAUGAAUGAUGCUGAAAGUUGGGUUUGUAUUGAAUAUUCACCGACAAUUCCCGGUUGCAGUAUGGCUACUCUGAUUGGAUUGGCCAUCAAAGUGAAAUUAAUUCGUUCACUUCCUCGACGAUUUAAAAUUGAAGUCAAGGUGAAACCUGGUACACAUAAUUCAGAAGAUGAAAUUAACAAACAACUUGCUGAUAAAGAACGUGUUGCAGCUGCUCUAGAAAAUCCCGCUCUACUCAAACUAGUGAAUGAUUGUUUAACAAUUCAAAAUGAAUGAAGUAGAUAUUUCACAUGACCUUGCUUAUUCACUUGUUGAUGCUCGUAAACAACAACGCAUAUAUAUUGACCAAUGGAAUAUCUGACUACUAUUUUAUGUAUUCUUUUAUACUGUCAUAAAUAGAUCUUCGUUUGAUCAUAAUUUUCAAAGGUUUUUGUAUUUACCUCAUCAGUUUAUCAAAGAAACGAGAUGGUAGUAAGUGUACGAACUGCUGAAACAACAGAGUAUUAUUAAACAAAAUGCCCUAAUUCGCGAUCAUUAGGAUGAAUUUUGUAAAAUUGGAUGGUGUACCAACCUAAUCGCGACACUACGGAUCAUUGUGGAACAAUCAGUUGGAUGGGAUUCACUUCCAUGAAUCAACUUCCUUGCCUUUGAGAAAGUAUUCGAUACUGUGAACAGGUUGAUAUAAUGAGGGCUUCUUCGACACUACGGUGUGCCUGAGAAAUCACUCAGAAUCCUAUGGAAUUUCUAUGAUGAACUCAACAGCAAAAUUGUAUAAGGAGGGCAGUUCACAAGCUCAUUCCAACUGAUGACCGGUGUCCUACCGAAGGUCCUGAGUUCGAAUCCUGCGUGUAGCAGGAGUCGUGGAUGACCUCUGCCAAUGAGUCUCAUACAAAUACAGCCUAUGUGAGGAUUAACAAUGUGGCACUGAUGUGUAGACAAAGUGGGUAAGGCGAGGUCGAGUCAAGA
Molecule: messenger RNA, 1185 nt
Organism: Schistosoma turkestanicum
Lineage: Eukaryota; Metazoa; Platyhelminthes; Trematoda; Strigeidida; Schistosomatidae
Source: the annotation of a GenBank genome assembly